Messenger RNA from Tricharina praecox, 903 nucleotides. RefSeq lists its product as uncharacterized. The coding region runs from base 1 to 903 and encodes 300 amino acids. The transcript is spliced from 7 exons. NCBI's taxonomy places the organism in Eukaryota, Fungi, Ascomycota, Pezizomycetes, Pezizales, Pyronemataceae. The record is from RefSeq and is a predicted model, not a curated record.
AUGGCAUUCGGACUCGGUGUCGGAGACUUCAUUGCGGCCGGCGAGCUGACUUGGCGCCUUUACCGCGACUGCUUCCUGAUCGCCCGGGGAGCUCCCCAGGAAUUCCGGAUGCUGCUUUUCGAAGACGAAUGCAAAGAUCCGACGUCCGUUCCGGUGCGAGCCGGGGAAGAGCGUCUACGGAUGGUGAAGGAUCUGUUGGAGCAGCAUCGCAAUCUAGGCAACGUUUCUCGGAGCAGUAUGAAAAAAGGUUGGGGUCAGUUCAAAUGGGCACUUUCCUACCACAAUGGCCUACUGGCUUUGCUUCUCACCUGCGCUCGGCAAUCGUCGCUCCAACGCCUGGAGGUCACCACCCAAUCCAUCGACGCUGGUGUCCAGGAGAUCCAGAUGUUCCUCAAGCGAGCCGACACAGGAAACGUAUCUCUCCCUGUGGCUUCGUCGUUAGCGGAUAGUACGGUGAGGAUUGAAUUCAGCCAAAAGUGUAUGGAGGCGGCCCUGACUUCGCAGCGCUGGACGGCAAUCGGCAUCGAAGACUGUAUCACUACUGGCAGGUGGUGGAUACUAAGAGCGCAUACGGAUUUUCGUACCGCAAUCGAUACUGUGCCAAAGGAGGCAUAUGUCAACCUGUUGAAGGCUUCGUGGAUCCUGACGGACAUCAUCACUGUGCACCCUCAGCUGGUCUACAUCGAAACCACCGUGCGAUACGAUGUUCUACAUCUAACCGAGGCUAUCAAAGAUGAAUUCGGAUAUGUCGAGGCCCAAAUUCUCGGAAUUCCCACUCUCGACAACGACAAGCAGCUACAGAUCUGGGAGUCCGAAUCGAAAAACUCAACACUAAAGCCAGGCUCGGUUUCGGGUGAGCGGACGUGGGUUAUGAAGGACGAACACAUCGUGUUUCAAAAAUAG